AUGGAUACGAAGAGUAGCAAGGCCAAGAAAGAAGUGGUAGGAAGGAGUUUGAUUGAUUCGGUCUUCUCUUGGUCUAUUAGAGAUGUUCUCAAUAAAGAUCAUUACAAAGACCAGGUAACUAGGGUUCCUGACACGUUCUCGACCGUAACAAGUUACAUGAAAGCAUUUGUACCUUCACUUCUUGAAGUUUACAUGAAGAUUUACUCUCAAGCAUGA
Messenger RNA from Fragaria vesca subsp. vesca, 216 nucleotides. RefSeq lists its product as uncharacterized. The record is from RefSeq and is a predicted model, not a curated record. Bases 1 to 216 code for a protein of 71 amino acids. The transcript is spliced from 2 exons. Gene Ontology annotation, molecular function: helicase activity. Lineage: Eukaryota; Viridiplantae; Streptophyta; Magnoliopsida; Rosales; Rosaceae.